Molecule: messenger RNA, 3365 nt
Organism: Bombyx mandarina (wild silkworm)
Lineage: Eukaryota; Metazoa; Arthropoda; Insecta; Lepidoptera; Bombycidae
Biological process (GO): negative regulation of protein kinase activity
Molecular function (GO): cAMP-dependent protein kinase inhibitor activity
Source: RefSeq, a predicted model, not a curated record
AGUUAAUGAAUUUCCAGUUUCUAUUGUGUUAUGUACGUUGCUGUGAUUUCCAUGCACGCUCUUGUAGAUAAAACAGAAGUUCGUUAGGAUAAAAAAUAACUAUUUUUAUUGUGAUUUCGAGAUUGAUCUGUUCUUUAACUUAUGCCUUAAAUCUAGUGCAAUUUUUUUAAGUACUGUCGUGUAAUAAAUGAAGAAAUAAAAUUGUGCAUGUAAGAUUGUGAGUACUGUUUAAAAAAAUUGUAUCAAUAAAAACGUCGUAACACGUAGUAUUUGCAUUAAGGAAUUAUUGUAAAAUGUCUGGAGUACUUGCCGGUCAUGUGUCUAAACGCAAAAGAGGUCAACAUGUAAAAAGUCGUGCAGGACAAUGAAGAGCAUGAUAAGUUUAGAGUGGCAUACAUAAGCUUACUAGCAACGAGUCAAGCUAUCUGCGUAAGAAGACUGCCAUUGGGAUGAAAUGUGCUGAGAAUGAUGGCAAUAAUGCAGGACAGGAAUAGAGAAGAAGUGCCCAAGGAGUUCUUGGAGACGGGACGUACGGGACGGAGGAAUGCCAUGCCGGACAUCCUGCAUCCACAAGGCGCGGAGGUUACGACCGCGGAUCUGCCGUCCAGGCUGCAACAGCUCGUCACCACUGAUCCCGACAAUCCACAGGCGGGCGCAUCGACGACGGAUCUGGACGUCAAGAAAGCAGACGAACAGACCGCUAAAAAGGACAGCUGCAGUUGAGCUGUCGGUCUCACUCAAGGUCGAAAGACCGAACUGGACUAGCCCAAAGCUAAAGUAAUCUCAACCAGGUAUAGUAUUACGUAGUCACACUUCCGCAUGGGCGCGGUUGUACAAAUGUAGUUUAGGCGUUUUUAGUUUGACAAAUGAAGUUUGACAUAACAUUGACGUUUGACGUCAUCUGUAAUGGUAUCUAUGAAAUGAUUUAUUAUUUUACUGUGCACCAAUAAUAUUAUCCCAAACGAUCGUUUUCGAUAAGGUCCGCAAAGGCUUCGUGGGUAUAUAUCUACUUGGCUUGGACACUGUCAUUAAUAAAUCUAUGUGCGGCAGUAAAACCAACUCGAUUGAAAACCCAAACUGCUUUUGUUGGCUAAUGUUAAAAACGUCAAAAAGUUUCUUGAAGAGCAAUGAAAUCAGAUAAUAUUUAUAUGAAUCAUUGUUUGCCUAGUAACUGAUAAUAUCAUUUUAUGAAUACAAAAAUCGUUCUGUUGUUUUAUGUUUUUGUACGAAUAAAAUUAUUGACACAGUGACGAUGUAGUAUGGCAGCUUUUUUACAUGAUAAAUGUCACAAUGAGUCGUUUCGUUCCUUUCAAAAUUAUAACAAAUUUAAUUUUAAAAUAUAUUUUCAAAUGUAAUUCUUAUAUUUAUACGACUGUUAUAAUCUGUAAUUAAAAUAUUUUUUUCAUGCAGCUUGUCUAUGGGUUCUGUUGGGACAUUUUCCACAACUUUUAUAUUACAGACUGAUCAGACGAUAUUUUUACACACGCUUAAUAGGGAUAUUUGCUAAAUUUUAUCGUGUACAUUGGCUUAAAAGCAAAUUCCACCAGUAAGAAAACUUGUGAAAACAGCAUCGAAAUUAGUUAAGUGUAAUGAGUAAGUGAUGUAUGAAAGAGUAGUAAGAAAAUAUUUCCCAACUCCCUCGCACCCCUACAGGUAGUGACGCCUCGAACAGUUGUGAAUACUCUUAUAUUUACUUCACUACUAAUCCCACUACAAAAGCUUAAAAGCUUUCUAACUUCGUUCAUUUGUAAACCGAUUUAGUCUUGCAAAUAAAUAUAUUUUAAGUGACAACACUGUUUAAACAAAAGGCACACACAUAUUCGAAUUUUGUGUAUAAAUUGAUUUUAUAUUACAUAACAUUGCUUAUUCAUUAAUCUUAAAGAAAGAUAUGUAAAAACAAGUGAAAGUAAUUAGACAAUACAAUUUAGUCUAGAAUAGUGAAAUAGAAAAGUGAUUAAGAAUGUGCGUGUUUGUAGUUGAAUUUUUACUGUAGAUUUUGCUAUUAUAUUGAAAAACUUAUAUUCGGCUUUUUCUGUACAAAAGUAUAUUUGUGAGUAAAUUGUAUCGAUUAAAUAUUGUGCGUAAUUGAUGUGGCAAAAGGACAUAGUGUUGGCUGUGGGGUUGCCAGAUAAAAUGAAUUAACUCGUAAAAUAUAUUAAUGGCGCCACAUGAUGACACCUUAAUAUCUAAAUAAAAAAUGUCAAUUUUGUUUAAAAGACUAAUAAUCCUAAAUAUUGGAUUUGUAUUGAUAUAUUUAGUGGCAAGCGAUUAGAAUAUUAUUAAAAUUUAUGGUUCAUGUUUUGCAUGUAUGUGAGUAAUGUGUAAUGUUCGGUCUUGUUGCCUGUGGCUGAAUAAUGAAGAAAAUGUAAAUACGUUUUCUAAUAUUAUAAAUUAUUUGUGUAUUUUAUCAAUCGUUACAUCUAACAAUAUUGGUAGGAGUGGCCCCAUGAUGCUAUGACCAACAGAAAGCUAGCACCAGACUAGAAUUGGAUAAAGUGAGAAAUUAAACAUAUCAAAUGAGUUGAUUAGUCUCAGAUAAACGAAUCUGCCUUUUUAAAAUAUAUUUUAGCAAACAGAAAAUCCAAUAAAAAAAUUUUUUACAAAACAUUUCCUCAAUGCACCUUAACGCAGCUGUUAUGUUAAUUAAUUUAUAGCCACGUGCAAAUGCAAGUAAAGAAAGUUGACUUCUUUAAUCUAUUGGUAUGUCUAUUUGGUGGGAAAUUCGUUCUUAAUUCUACACAGAAAUUAAUUUUAUAACUUCAUAUAUCAUCAUCUCUGUCACCGCUAUUUAUUGACAUUCUACAUUAAUACGAACUGCUUUUCAAACAGGAAAUAAUUAACUUUAAAGGAAGUCCUCUUUUUUUACAUGCAUAUUGAAAUGUUUUUGUUUUGUUCAAAUUAUAUUCUAAAAUUUUCCAGUGAUGUGAAAUAUAAAUUUUAACUCAAAUAAGCGAGCCGUAUUCGAGCUCACAAAGUUAUAACACAGACGUACUAUCAAACACAACUAUAUUUUUCUUAAUUUAAUCGAAAAAUCUGUCAAUAAAAAUAAAGUUGGACAUAGUACAUAGCGGGGUACUAUAUAGCAGCCCUCUGUCGCGCCAUAUUUGUUACGAUCAAGAAAUACAGUUUCUAGAUUUGUAUGUAAUCAAUUUUUAUGGGUAGACGCCCAGAUUUCUCUUCAUCGGACCGACAUUGUAUGUGAUACAAUUAAAAAUUUUCAAUCGAUCAAACGAACGGGCCACGAUAUCAUUAUCCAUUAGCCUGACUAAUUUUAUUAUAUCGUCUACUUGCAUUAAAACUGUAUAAUCUCAAAACUUCCUAAUUUUACAGGAGAGUGUUUUAAAGGGUUGCAACACUUUAUUUUU